AUGGAAAGUUUAUGAUCAGAAUGAUCUAAAAGCUAAAUUCUAUCCUCUGUUCCAGAUCUAAAAGUACAGGAGUUUAGAAGCUGAGGACUAAAAGCUCAUGGACUGAUACAGCUCUGCUCACAGCAGUGAUUCAGGAUGGCGAAUGCUGAAGAUGUGUUGCUAGAGGCUCUACAGGACUUGGAGAGUAAGGAACUAAAAUCAUUCACUCGACACCUGACCAAUGGUGUGGAAGGGUUUGACCGGAUUCGUAGGGGUCUGUUGGAGAACGCAGGAAGAGAAGAGAUUGUGGAUAAGAUGGUGGAGAGAUAUAAAAUCAGUGGAGCUGUAAAGAUCACACUGACCAUCCUGAAGAAGAUACACAAGAACCGUCUGGCUGAGGAACUGGAUGCUAAACUCAGUAGAGGUAUGAUUAAAAGCACUUUCUCUUCUCUGUCAAAAGAUGAACAACACUGCAUCAAGUUGAAGGACACUCUGAAAUUGAACUAUGAGCGUGUAAUUGAGAGCUCACAGACAGGUCGUCAGCGGUUCCUGGAAGAUAUCUACACUGAUCUCGUUAUAGUGCAGAAUAAAAGUGGAGGAGUCAUUAAUGAGCAUGAAGUGAUGCAAAUAGAGAUGUCUCCCAAUAAAGCUGGCAGUGAGGAAGAGUGUAUAAAAUGCUGUGAUAUUUUUAAAGUCCAGCCGGGUACAGGUAGACGGAACAGAAAAGUGAUGACAAUGGGAAUUGCAGGAGUCGGGAAAACUGUGUCAGUCAACAAAUUCAUACUGGACUGGGCAGAAGGAAAGGAGAACCAGGACAUUCAGUACAUUUUCCCUCUACCCUUCCGUGAACUAAAUCUGAAGAAAGAGAAGGAGUUCAGUUUGAUUGGACUACUGAAUAACUGCUUUUUCUCCUCAAAGCCUGCACUGAAGUCUCUUCCAGAAGAAGAUGGUAAAGUGCUGUUUAUUUUUGAUGGGCUGGAUGAGUAUCGUUACCCACUGGAGUUUAAAGAUGGAGAGGAAGUAAAAGAUGUGAAUGAGAAGAGUACAGUGGGCUCACUGAUCACAAAUCUCAUCAACAGAAAUUUGCUUUCCUUUUCUCUAGUCUGGGUAACUUGUCGACCAGCAGCAGCGCAUCUGAUUCCCCAGAAAUACAUCAAUCUGGUGACAGAAGUACGAGGAUUUAAUGAUGAACAGAAGAAGGAGUACUUCACCAAAUACUGCAAAACAGAGGAUGUAGCAGAGAAAAUAAGUUCACACAUAAAGAAGUUAAAGAGUCUCCACAUCAUGUGUCAAAUCCCAGUCUUCUGCUGGAUCUCUGCCACUGUGCUUCAGCCACUGAUGGAUAAAGAGAGUGAGAAGAACAUCCCCACAACCCUGACAGAAAUGUACAUGAGCUUCCUACUGCAGCAGAAAAACCUGAUGAAGGAGAAAUACAGUCAGAAGACUGACCCUGAGCGCAUCAUUCUGAAGCUCGGUGAACUGGCCUUGAGUAAUCUUGAGAGUGGAGAGCUGAACUUCUAUGAGGAUAAUCUUAAGGAAUGUGGGAUUGAUGUUACUGAUGGUACAGUGUUCUCAGGAAUGUGUACACAGAUUUUCAGCCAGCAGAAGGGAAUUUCUGAGAGGAACAUUUUCAGCUUUGUGCAUCUGAGUGUUCAGGAAAGCCUUGCGGCUGUAUAUGUGCAUCACUCCCACUGCAAUAAGAAGAAGAAUGUUUUCAAAAAGAAAGUUCUCAACAAACUUUUGUGGAUUAAUAAGAAGAUAACAGAUCUCCAUAAGAGUGCAGUGGACAGAGCUUUGCAGAGUGAAAAUGGACACCUGGACCUUUUCCUCCGCUUCCUCCUCGGCCUCUCUGUGGAGGACAGUCAGGAGGUCCUGACCGAACUUCUGCCAAACCUGAAGAUUAAAGCAGAGAGCGUUAGCAACACAGCUAUCUACAUUAAGGAGAAACUAAAAGAGGAAAUGCACUCUGAAAGAAGCCUGAAUCUCCUCCACUGUCUGAGUGAACUGAAGGACAACUCACUCACAGCUGAAAUCCAGAACUUCCUGAACUCAGGAACUCUCUCAAAACAGGAACUAUCAUCCCCACAGUGGUCAGCUCUGAUCUUUGUGCUGAUGAUGUCAGAGGAAACUCAGAAGAAGUUUGAACUGAAGAAAUACAGUGCGUCAGAAGAAGGACUGAGGAGAUUACUGCCUGUGGUGAAAAACACGCAGCGAGCUCUGUAA
Molecule: messenger RNA, 2202 nt
Organism: Astyanax mexicanus (Mexican tetra)
Lineage: Eukaryota; Metazoa; Chordata; Actinopteri; Characiformes; Acestrorhamphidae
Product: protein NLRC3-like
Exons: 3
Coding region: 136-2202 (688 amino acids)
Molecular function (GO): protein binding
Source: RefSeq, a predicted model, not a curated record